UUCUCCAAAACUUAACAUGACAUCAGUGCAAGAAGGCAGGGCCAGGCCUCCUCUUUCCUGCGACGACUGAGGAAAGCAAAGCAUCAGCCUCCCUCUUUCUGCACAUGGACCACCCUCUAGUGUUCCCCUACCGGGCCGGGUGGACUGCGAGCGGGCCGUCAUUCCCGAUGAGAGCAAAGACUGAGGGAGCGUGAGGAGAGCGUGGAGGCGAUGGCAACUCAACGCAGCUAAGACGCACGCUCGCAUUCUUCGACCGCUGACAACCAAGACAGAAAUCUUUGAGCCUGCCGAGAAGUCAAGAGCGAAAGAAUGGGACCUGGAACGUGGAGCUUGUUGACUUUGUUUGGUCUGUCUCUGUGGAGCAACAGCCAAGCCCUGAUCACCAACCCCAUCCUCUCGCGGGCACCAAGAGCUGCAGGCUCCCACGGAGAAGACAGCAGGUGCUCCUACACCUUCCUGGUUCCCGAGGAGAAGAUCACGGGCCCCAUCUGCGCGGCCAGAGGUCCGGUCCCGGACAAAGACCGAGUGACUCGCCUGGACGUGGCCGCCGUGCGGGACCUUCUGUCGAAGCAAAGGCGGGAGAUGGAGACUCUAAAACUGGUGGUGGAUGUGGACGGCAACCUGGUGAAUGAGAUGAAGCUGCUGAGGAAAGAGAGCAGGAACAUGAAUUCCAGGGUGACCCAGCUCUAUAUGCAGCUGCUGCACGAAAUCAUCAGGAAGAGGGACAACUCACUGGAGCUGGCUCAGUUGGAGACGCGCAUCCUGAACGCCACCGCCGAGUCGCUGCGGCUGUCCUCGCGUUACAAGGAGCUGGAGGCCAAAUACGCCGCCCUCUCGGCCACCGUCAACAACCAGGCGGCCAUGAUCGGGGCUCUGGAAGAAAGUUGCAUGAAGAUGCAGGACCGCAGACAAGAGCCGCCGCCGCUCGGCCCGCCCAUGGUGCAUGUGGUGCCCGAGAACAUUCCGGUUAACGUCCCGCGUUUCACUAAUGAGAUCCGAGGCGAUAACAGCGGAAGCUUUGCCCGCGAAAGGGGAUCUCGAUCCGGGCCGUCACCCACCGGUGGCACCCUGGAAGUCCAGAAACACCGGCAAACAAACUUCAGCGCUGAAGGUCCGUUCAGAGACUGUCUGGAGGCUCAAGAGGCCGGCCACGUGUCCAGCGGCAUGUAUCUGAUCAAACCUGACGAGGCAGAGAAGUCCCUGCAAGUCUGGUGUGAGCAGGACAUGGACAACGGCGGCUGGACUGUGAUUCUGAGCAGGAAAGACGGCUCUGUUAACUUCUUCAGGAACUGGGAAAAUUACAAGAGCGGGUUUGGCAACACAGACGGCGAGUACUGGCUGGGCCUGGAAGGCAUUUACAAGCUGGGCCGUCAGGGCGACUACAAGCUGCAGGUGGAGUUGGAAGACUGGAUGGACAAGAAAGUGUACGCUCAGUACAGCAGCUUCCACCUGGAGCCUGAGAGCGAGGGCUACCGUCUGAGGUUGGGCACUUACCGAGGCAACGCCGGCGACUCCCUCAGCAGCCACAACGGCAAACAGUUCACCACUCUGGAUCGAGACAAGGACGCCUUCUCAGGCAACUGUGCGCAUUUCCACAAAGGCGGCUGGUGGUACAACGCCUGCGGCCAAGCCAAUCUUAACGGCGUGUGGUACAGCGGAGGAGUCUACAGAAGCAAAUUCCAGGACGGGAUCUUCUGGGCUGACUACGGCGGAGGCUUCUACUCCAUGAAGUCCGUGCGUCUGAUGAUUCGGCCCAUAGAUGCGUGAUGAGGCACUGACUCCGCUCACUAAAUUUCAAGCCCAUUUGAAAGCGUGACGUCAUAAGUCCAGGAGGGCUCAACCACAACAUCGGUUGCGGGACGUCACCCUUCUUUUUUUUUUUUUUUUCAUAUCGGACUGCUUUGUUUAUAUGUCUAUGCAUAUCACUAUGUUUACUAUCGUUACUUUAACCAAUCGUGAUCUCUCUCUAUAUAUAUGGAGGAACUGCUGGUGCAGUUGAAACAAUGUUACGCAACUGUUUCAUUCGACAACCUUUGCUCGCCCCGCUACAUCCAAACAGCAGCUGCAAGGAUUAAAAUCUUGACACUGCUCUUCCUACCUCACCGCCAAUAUAAACAUCUGAAGGCAACACACUUUGUUGCUAUUUAACUUGUGCGAUCGUUCCUGGGAACUGGAAAAUCGAGUUUUUAUUUUCACUCGCCCCAUCUGAAAUCAAGGCCUUCCCUUCAUAUGACUUUAUAUGAUAUGUUAGAUCCUCUAAUUUAUAUGUGAGUGAAAAGGGCCAAAGCAUCACUUUGUGAGCCUUCUUACAUGUAUGGACAUAUCUUGCUGGUUUCACUCAUUCAACCUUUGAUUUUGGAGUAGCAACGAAGGAAUUGUUUUGCAGAGUUUGAAGAUUUAUGGACACUUAAUUAGACAAACAAUAAGAAACACAUUCCGCGAGGUCAGACAUGAUGGAGUGCGAAAAAAAGCCGUCCAGAUUUCCACGUUGGAGAAAUCGCUGGCUUCCCUUUUAAAUACACAGACAUUUACAUUCUUUCCACACAAAAGUGCUCGAGCCGUUUGUUUUCGUCACGGGUCGCUGUGCACGCUGAGCCAAGUGGAGUUUGCGUCCUUCGAGCGUUUGAAGGACAAGCGGCCUUCGGUCCCUCGACUGAAAAUAGGCUGCGUCCUCGCUCUCUUCGGCUGUUUCGCGCCCAAAAUUUUACAGGGGUCCGGUCGAGUCGCUCCCUCCUGUUUAGUACCAAUUGAAUGAUCUGACUUUGUGCCAUUGACUAAGGUGCAUGCACAGUUCAAGCCUUUUAUUCAUUCUUUGGUGAGACUGCACCCAAAUUCCGAGCUUAUCUUGCGGAUGGUGCAGAUAAAUGGGCGCAUUAAAUCCAGUGGAAGAAACAGAUCGUCUUCAUGGAAAGAAAGUUGUCAGACUGGAACAUUCUGUCCUUCAUUCGAUUGUAACGAGGAGUUGGGUUCAACGUUCAUGGUUGUCUGAUCCUUGUUGUUGCUGGAAGACACGGAUAUGAGUCACAACAACAUUUCAUUCAGAGUGUGAACACAUUUUUGCGGAUAAGUGGAAAAGAGCAAUUCAUCGGUUUGUGGAGGACGCAUAACCACAAUAAUUUAUGACCAAGUAUUCGUCACACCAUUGUUUGUGUGUGUUUUCCGAUCACUGAGUGUUUUCACCAUCUUGUGCAUAUUAGUGCCAAAUCAUCAGGGUUUUUUUUUGGGGGGGGGGUGGUGGUUAGGUGCAUCAUAUGGAUGGAGAUGACAAAAGUGGCAAAAAAGAAAGAUAAAAUGUGUCUAUCCGUAUAUGAUUUGAGAUAAUAAAGAACAUUGUGUAAUUUCUUUGGAUUUAGUUCCAUGAA
Molecule: messenger RNA, 3362 nt
Organism: Syngnathus acus (greater pipefish)
Lineage: Eukaryota; Metazoa; Chordata; Actinopteri; Syngnathiformes; Syngnathidae
Product: angiopoietin-related protein 1-like
Exons: 5
Coding region: 310-1767 (485 amino acids)
Biological process (GO): cell surface receptor protein tyrosine kinase signaling pathway
Source: RefSeq, a predicted model, not a curated record